Messenger RNA from Lolium perenne, 606 nucleotides. The record is from RefSeq and is a predicted model, not a curated record. NCBI's taxonomy places the organism in Eukaryota, Viridiplantae, Streptophyta, Magnoliopsida, Poales, Poaceae.
AUGCGCAAUGGCGUCGAAGAAAAUGGCACCUUCAUCUCUUCUGCAAACCUAGCCCACCGUGACCGUGAGCAGCGCUCCCACGGACGGACCUCUCCUCAGCAGCAGUACUCCUCCCCGCGCGGUCGUAGCCCCGAUCGUGGCUCCCACCACGGCGGAGGCAGUGGAGGUGGUGGCUAUCGCCACACUAGAGACAAAGACCGCGGCUCCUGGCGCGGUGAUGAUCUAGGCUCAUGGCGGAGUGAUGACCGUCGUGGUGACCGUGAUCAUCAUGAUGAUAGACGCAACAAGCGUCGUGAUGAUCCCUUGGAUGAGGAAGGUGCUGAUCGAAAUCCUACAGAAAAUGGAGUUGAAAUCCGCUCAGAAAUUGAUGUUGAAGUUCUGCCAGAAAAUGACGAAAGUGGCGCUGAAAUUGAUGCAGAGGAACAUUCCUUGACACACUCUGAUCCCGAAGACGCGUCGGAUCCCGAGGAGGAUCCUCCCGCCUCCGGUCUGGACGCUAGCAGCAGGCGGUCCCCGCGCGUGCUGGCCACACGCCCGCGCCCUCUGCCGAUUCGCCAUCUGGCGCCUCGCCCGCCGCGCCGGAGCGGUCCCCGCCCCCUCCAUUAG